CUCUACAGAUCACAGCCACACAUGUGAAUCCGGAUUGCAACAAGGAAUUUGUUCCUUUUCUCUCAUACUCAGGCUCGCUACGGGCCUUGAACAUUCCAAUCCGUCCGUUGUCCAACGGACUUUCCAUACCGCCUAUUGGGAUUAAAUCCCAGGCAGAUUGAGGGGCAAAAGCAGGUCUCUUUGUGCCGGUAUUGAUCUUCAAGACCAAUUCGAUCACCCUUUCUUGAUAGUUUUUCAAUUGUCACACCGGUUGGGGCAAGAUAUCUCGGCCCUGCAAUUCUACGUCAUUGGCUUGAUUAUCGCAUCGCUCUGCCGAGAAAGACUAUCAUGGACUAUUCCGGUCCCUACGCCAAAGAGCUCGAGCUCGCAUGCUUAACUGUCCAACGGGCAACGCUCUUAACGAAAAAGCUCCUCGAGGCAGUCGACAAGGGAACACUGGACAAAAGCGAUGAUAGUCCCGUGACGAUUGCCGACUUCGCCGCUCAAGCAUUGAUCAUAGGCGCAAUUCACAAUGCUUUCCCUGACGAUGAAUUCGUGGGCGAGGAAGACUCGACAGCUCUGAGACAGGAUGAGACUCUUCUCGAGCGCACCUGGGAACUUGCUUCGACAUCCCGUCUCGACGAUGAGGCCAGUGAGAGCUUGCUCUAUGCUCCGCGAUCCAGGGAGGAAAUGUUAGAGGUUAUUGACCGGGGUGCUAAGGGGCAGUGUACCCCUCGCAGCCGUGCGUGGGUUCUGGAUCCCGUGGAUGGGACUGCGACGUUUAUGAAGAACCAGCAGUAUGCGGUAUGUCUGUCGCUGGUGGAGAACGGGCAGCAGAAGAUGGGUGUUCUGGGCGGUCCGAACCUAAAUCUCGAAGACGGGCGGAUUCACGAAGAAGUCAUUGACCAUGAUGGAUAUGGCCACCAGGUCUUCGCUGUUGCGGGUGAGGGCGCAUGGAUCCGGAAGAUGAACACGGGUUCGCUCCUCCCUGCAACCAAGCUCGACCCCGUGGCACAGAUCACGGACCCGAGUGAGAUCCAGUUCGUCGAUUGCUCAGCGGCUACAUCGUCCAAUUUUGAACUUCACGCGCGCGUUGCGAAGAGACUAGGUGCCCCGUGGCCGCCGCGCGCUGACCUCUGGGCCGCGCAGCUGCGCUAUGUAGCAAUUGCCAUCGGCGGGUGUCACGUACUGAUGAAGGUCCCUCGCAAAACAUCCUACCGAUCAAAGAUCUGGGAUCAUUCUGGGGGGAUGUUGAUUGCGCAGGAACUUGGGGUUAUGGUUACGGAUCUUACGGGAAACCCGGUGGAUUGUAGUUUGGGGCGGACGCUGGCGGGGUGUUAUGGGAUGGUUGUUGCACCUGCUUCUAUUCAUGGACGGAUUGUUGAAGCUAUUCGGGAGACUAUGGAGGAAUCGGAUGAUGGCGAUGAGUAAACAUGGUAUUGGGUCGUCGUAUCCUUGGUUGGGAUGUGAAUAAAAGUAGAUGCGGAUAGACGUCAUCAUUGCAGUUGCAUCAUCGACUAGAGUACGAGGACAUUGAUAUAAAAGUUGAUAUUUUUGCAUCUCGAU
Messenger RNA from Aspergillus ruber CBS 135680, 1545 nucleotides. RefSeq names its product inositol monophosphatase family protein. The transcript has 2 exons. Gene Ontology annotation, molecular function: 3'(2'),5'-bisphosphate nucleotidase activity. Gene Ontology annotation, biological process: sulfate assimilation. Lineage: Eukaryota; Fungi; Ascomycota; Eurotiomycetes; Eurotiales; Aspergillaceae. The record is from RefSeq and is a predicted model, not a curated record. Bases 328 to 1410 code for a protein of 360 amino acids.